GGUGAACUUCGGACUGUGCUGUUUUUUUCUGUCCACUGCAACUUUCGGUCGAAUGACAUAACAUGUUACUAAGAUUAAGAACAUUUUCAGUAUUUUGACAUUAAUUGAUUACCAAGUUUGGACAAUACAUGGUAGGCAUCAGGUAAAAAAUGUGGAACCAAGGAAAGUGUGUUUCAGACUACUCAAGUGAGGGGUCCUCCUACACCAGACACAAGAGAUAAAGUAAAAGAUAGAAGGUCAUGAUUUCACAGAAGCCACAACCUUCACAGUAACUGAAGUGACAUUAAACUGCAGUUGGAUUAGUGCCCCUGGAAAACAUGGAUGCGUUUGAGGGUCUCCACAGUGUCCGGCUGUCCUCCUCUCCACCCCUUGCCUCUGUCACCAAUUCAGGGUAUGAGAUUCUCGUAUCAGCCAGAUCUGGUAUCCAGGUAUACUCCAACGCCACGUUCUAUGGUAAACCCAGUGUUCUAGAGCAGGCUCAGAAGAGAGGGAGAGCCAAAUAUCACUCCCACCGAGAGGAGACUAAAGAAGAGAGGUGUGAGGUUGGAAGGUUGGUAGACCUGGAGCCAGGUCCAAUCCCCAGGGUGGAGGGUGGAGGGCAGGGUGACCCCAGGCCCACCAGGCCCCAGGAGCAGGGUACCCAGGCCAGGGGGAGAGAGGGUAGCAGGCUGGAGCGUGCUGCCCAGCUGGAGGGUGCCCGGGGCGGGGAGCAUGAAGACAAUGUGUCCCGCCUCCGGAGCUCUUCCCUGGAGAUCAGAGAGAAGGGAUCAGAGAUCCUCAGAGAGCAGCUAGAUGCUGCACAGAAGGAGCUGAAGCUGAAGGAUAAGGAGUGUGAGCGUCUGUCACAGAUCCGGGAUCAACUAGAGCAGGAGUUGGAGGAGCUAACUGCCAGUCUGUUUGAGGAAGCUCACAGGAUGGUGCGUGAAGCCAACGUGAAACAAGCAACAGCAGAGAAACAGCUGAAGGAGGCUCAGGGAAAGAGUGAUGUUCUGCAGGCGGAGGUGUCAGCCCUGAAGACCAUGGUCCUGACCUCCACCCCGUCUUCCCCUAACCGCCGGGCCCACCCUCAGCUCCUCUCCCCGGGCACUAGGUCCAGGGGUUCCAGCCCCCACCAUGGAGGGGGACACGCACGCAACAAGAGUGCCAGUGGUGCCCUCCCAUUGGCCCCUGGUGGGCACUCAGACCUGCCCUCUGACCUGCAACCAGUCAGAGAGGACAAAGAGAUGGACAGCAUUCUGUAUGCAGAGUUCUUGACCUGGAAAAACAGACCUAGUCUGGACAGAAGUUCAGCCUUCCUGGUGCGGAUAUACAGGGAGGACAUCGGCCCCUGCCUCUCCUUCACACGAUCUGAGUUGUCUCAGUCAGUCCAGAGUGCAGUGGAGAACAACUCUCUAACCAUCGAGCCGGUGGCCAUGUCAGCUUUAUCCAUGGUCAAGGCCAACGCCAUAGAGUGUGGCGGGCCCAAUGGCUUGAAGGCAGCAGUAGAGAUGAAGUGUGCGUUGAGCGGCAUAUCCCGGUCCUGUAAGCACCAAAUCAAACUGGGUGACGAAGAGAGUUACUACUAUAUCUCACCCUCCAGCAGGGCACGGGUACCUAGCAACCAUAUCACAGCCGUGUGUAACUUCUUCACCUAUAUCCGCUAUAUUCAGCAGGGCCUGGUCAGACAUGAUGCGGAACAGAUGUUCUGGGAGGUGACACGUCUACGGAGGGAGAUGACUGUGGCCAAGCUGGGCUUCUACCUCACAGACCAGGAAUAGGAGGACAGAUGGGAGGAGAUGUCACCGUAGACCUAGGUCGUGUUUAUUAGGGCACACUGGAGCAAAACGUUUAAAAAUGUUGUGCAACGGACAAUGAAAAUUAGCUAAUUUCUUCCUCUUCGUGCCCAGUGAACACGGCCCAGGGUUAAAAGACAGGAGUCACCAAUCAACUGUACGAUUUGAGAGUCAGAUCACCUGUACCGGUUUCACACUGUCAGGACAACCCAAACUGAACUGGGCUGGCUUGGUUUGGCUCAGUAGUGUGAGAAGCCCUCAGAAGGACAUGCGGGACACAGAAACCGGAUGGAGGCUUCAGGAGAACUAUGCUGCUCACUUUUCAUUCACACAGUGCCAUAUACCCUCCAGUACUGCGGCAUUACCCCUAGGUGUUGUCUCCUCUCUCCUUAGAACCACCCUUGUCUCCUCUCUCCUUAGAACCACCAUGGUCUCCUAUCACUUUAGAACCACCGUUGUCUCCUCUCACCUUAGAACCACCGUUGUCUCCUCCCUCCUUAGAACCACCGUUGUCUCCUCUCUCCUUAGAACCACAGUUGUCUCCUCUCUCUUUAGAACCACAGUUGUCUCCUCUCUCCUUAGAACCACAGUUGUCUCCUCUCUCCUUAGAACCACAGUUGUCUCCUCUCUCUUUAGAACCACAGUUGUCUCCUCUCUCUUUAGAACCACAGUUGUCUCCUCUCUCCUUAGAACCACUGCAGCAAACCAGACCACCUCUUACUUUGCCUUAACCUUGAUAGAUUCUUGCAGUACAUUGUAAAUGCCUUGCAUGGUUAAUACAGAAAAUAUGUCUGUAGUUAGAAUGGGUUAUAGAAGGGCAGCGAUUUACUCUGAAAAUACCUGCAUUUAGGCUGUUUAGUACGAACCAGUUCAGAAAUAGUGUGUACACAUCCUGUUACAUUCAGGUACUUCAGUUAAAUAAAUAAAAAAUAAAGAAUCAGAUUCACUUUAUUUGCCAAGAACAUUUACACAUACCCAGAUGAAUAGGAGCUUCCACUUUUGUGCUGCGACUUGCAGUUACACGGUACCAGAAAUACAAGUUCCUGAACGAAAUGCCUAUUCAGUGUCCUCAAAUAUCCUCGUCUUCAUUCUGGAUGCUGUGCCAGUUUUAGCAAUGACUUCUCCUAGAAACAGAGGUUACAGUCAUUUGUUAUUUAACAUAAUGGAAUAAUAAACCAACCAUGGAUGAUUAAGCAA
Molecule: messenger RNA, 2969 nt
Organism: Oncorhynchus tshawytscha (Chinook salmon)
Lineage: Eukaryota; Metazoa; Chordata; Actinopteri; Salmoniformes; Salmonidae
Gene: rab3il1
Product: RAB3A interacting protein (rabin3)-like 1
Exons: 12
Coding region: 318-1757 (479 amino acids)
Biological process (GO): exocytosis
Cellular component (GO): Golgi to plasma membrane transport vesicle
Molecular function (GO): guanyl-nucleotide exchange factor activity
Source: RefSeq, a predicted model, not a curated record